Molecule: messenger RNA, 1687 nt
Organism: Menidia menidia (Atlantic silverside)
Lineage: Eukaryota; Metazoa; Chordata; Actinopteri; Atheriniformes; Atherinopsidae
Source: the annotation of a GenBank genome assembly
ACAGAUUUAAGCGAUCAUGUACGAUGCAACGAGGGUGCCGUCUCCCAAAGAUGGCGCGAACGGUGUGGCGCAGCCCGUGGUGUCCGGAGCAGAGCCGGGAGCGGCCGCGGCGUCGGGCGGGCCCACGCUGACCGCGGCGAUUCAGGCUAAAAGCGAGGAGGGCCAGCCGGGCACGGAGGAGGAGGAGGAGGAGGACGCCGAAGCAGAGCCUGUCCUGGUGAAGAAGCCACACAGAGAGAUUCUGGACCAUGAGAGGAAGAGGAGGGUGGAGCUCAAAUGCAUGGAGCUCCAGGAGAUGAUGGAAGAACAGGGGUACACAGAGGAGGAGAUCCGGCAGAAAGUGAGCACUUUCAGGCAAAUGCUGAUGGACAAAGAGGGCGUUAUCACCAGAGACGGCCCUCACACACAACCAGUGGUGAACCACCUGCACUAUCCGCCUGACGACUAUGAAGAGGACCCCGACCUGGAUGGCUAUGAAGACGGAGACCCUGACCACGACAGACUGAAGAGGAAAUCCAGCAGCUCUCCGUCACCUCGUCCAAAGAAAAGAAAGAAGAAGAAAUCAGGCCGUCGAAGGAGUCGAUUUGGCAGCUCCUCACCCACUCGCAGAGAGAAGAAGAAGAAGAGUGGGAAGAAACACAAACGAGACAGAUCUGCGUCUGGUUCCAGGAAAAAGAGACGAUACAGGUCGGGCAGCCCGAAAAACAAACACAAAGACAAGAACAAACAAAAAAAGAGGUCCCCCGGCGAGACACCUGGCAGGAGCUCCCAGCGUCAAGGCAGCUGCUGCAGCUCCCGCAGCGCCUCUCUGUCCUCCACCCGCAGCGCCUCCCGAUCCCCCGCCAGACUGAACUCCAAGCACAAGACAGACGGACAGAAGGCGUCCAGCACCUCGCUGUCCCCGGGUCCCAACCACCCCGCCACGUGGCACAACGGGGAGCACACCCCACGGAGCCGCAACGGCAAAGCCGGCCGACUCCACCACGCCGAGGGCGAGAAAGGGAAUGAUAAGCUCCGUCUGCUGACCGCGAGCUCUGCGGGCGUCCAGUCGGCUCUGCUGAGAGAGCACAGGCUCCCGGGGGCCCCCGGCAGGACCCCGGCCGGACACGUCUGCGCGGCGGGGGGGGAGGCCUGCGUGGACGGCAGGAUCCCGGCCCUGGGGGGCUCCCUGACCCCGACGUCGGGGAAGCGGGCGGGCCAGAGGGCCCCGAGGAAGAGCCCCCACUCCCCGGCGCGCAGCAGCGACUCGGCCCGCUCGCCGCACGUCCACGCUCACAGAGGGAGGGGCUCCCGCCGCCACAGAAAGUCAAAAGGAGGCCGCUCCUCCAAGCGCCGGCGGCGCCCCGGCCGGGGUCAGGCGCACCCCCGCAGCCCCUCGCCGUCCCCGGGGCGCCCCGCCCACCCGCCGGCCAGGAAGGGCGAGGAGGGCCGCAGCAAGGCCGACGUCCGGCAGCGCAGCAGCUCCUGGAGCAGCGGCCGCUCCUCCUCGCGCUCCGCCUCCAGAGACCUGGCCCCCAGUAAGGCCAAGUCCCCCCACAGCCGGCAGAACACCUCCAGGGAGAAGGACAGCGCCAACCGCUCGGACACAGACAGCCGCGCCCGCCGCCGCUCCCGCAGCUACUCGCCCAUCCGGAAGAGGAGGAGAGACUCCCCCAGCUUCAUGGAGGCGCGGAGGAUCACCAGGUAA